Molecule: messenger RNA, 2028 nt
Organism: Limanda limanda (common dab)
Lineage: Eukaryota; Metazoa; Chordata; Actinopteri; Pleuronectiformes; Pleuronectidae
Product: ribonuclease inhibitor-like
Exons: 8
Molecular function (GO): protein binding
Source: RefSeq, a predicted model, not a curated record
AGGCUCUGCAGUCUGUCAGAGAUCAGCUGUUCUUCUCUGGCUUCAGCUCUGAGGUCAAACCCCUCUCAUCUGAGAGAACUGGAUCUGGGAGGAAACACUAAGCUGCAGGACUCAGCAGUGAAGGAGCUGUGUGGUUUUCUACAGAGUCCAACCUGUCGACUGAAGACUCUGAGGUUGGAGGAGUGCAGUCUGUCAGAGAUCAGCUGUUCUUCUCUGGUUUCAGCUCUGAGGUCAAACCCCUCUCAUCUGAGAGAACUGGAUCUGAGUGGAUACAAAAACCUGCAGUACUCAGGAGUGAAGGAGCUGUGUGGUUUUCUACAGAGUCCAACCUGUCAACUGGAGACUCAGAUCAGCUGUUCUUCUCUGGCUUCAGCUCUGAGGUCAAACCCCUCUCAUCUGAGAGAACUGGAUCUGAGAGGAAACAAAUACCUGCAGGACUCAGGAGUGAAGGAGCUGUGUGGUUUUCUACAGAGUCCAACCUGUCAACUGGAGACUCUGAGGUUGGAGAGCUGCAGUCUGUCAGAGAUCAGCUGUUCUUCUCUGGUUUCAGCUCUGAGGUCAAACCCCUCUCAUCUGAGAGAACUGGAUCUGAGUGGAUACAAAAACCUGCAGUACUCAGGAGUGGAGGAGCUGUGUGGUUUUCUACAGAGUCCAACCUGUCAACUGGAGACUCUGAGGUUGUGGGGCUGCAGUCUGACAAAGAUCAGCUGUUCUUCUCUGGCUUCAGCUCUGAGGUCAAACCCCUCUCAUCUGAGAGAACUGGAUCUGAGAGGAAACAAAUACCUGCAGGACUCAGGAGUGAAGGAGCUGUGUGGUUUUCUACAGAGUCCAACCUCUCGACUGGAGAUUCUGUGGUUGGGGGACUGCGGACUGAAAGAGAUCAGCUGUUCUUCUCUGGCUUCAGCUCUGAGGUCAAACCCCUCUCAUCUGAGAGAACUGGAUCUGAGAGGAAACAAAUACCUGCAGGACUCAGGAGUGAAGGAGCUGUGUGGUUUUCUACAGAGUCCAACCUCUCGACUGGAGAUUCUGUGGUUGGGGGACUGCGGACUGAAAGAGAUCAGCUGUUCUUCUCUGGCUUCAGCUCUGAGGUCAAACCCCUCUCAUCUGAGAGAACUGGAUCUGAGAGACAACAGGCUGCAGGACUCAGGAGUGAAGGAGCUGCUUGAUCUACAGCAGAGUCCAACCUGUCGACUGGAGACUCUGAGGUGGAGGAAGUGAUCUUAGUGGAGCUGAGUGUGAAGAGGACAGUGUGUGUGGACGGAGGCUGAGCUGUGUCCUGAGGAUCCAGAGGCUGAAGCAGCAGCAGCUUGUGUGUAGUCUCCAAUCUACACAACCCCUAAACUGCAUGUGUUUGUGAGAUGAAGCCGGAGCACCUGGAGAAAACACGUGGAGAACAUGCAGACUCCACACAGGAAGACCCAUCUGAACCGGAUUCAAACCAGCAACCUUCCUGCACCGAGUGUGUUUAUUCACAUGAAGAAUGUGUUUAUUGAAAUGACACAACACAAGCAGAACAUAUAAACCCUCUAUAAAGAGUCACAUACAGUGUGUUUAAGUUUGUCUUUAUUAUUGUCCACCUUUGUCCCUCAGUAUGUCUCCAUGUGUGUAGAACCACAUUCUGUGUAUAUGUUUGUUUAUGAUCUUAAAGUUCCUGGAUUCACGUCGCAAAUUGAUUUAGUUCAACACAAAGUUAAACACAUUGAAAUCACUUUGAGUUUAAAAUCAGAGUUUUGUCUUUGACACAAAAGAUCAAAACUCUGGACUUAAAAAUGGGACGUUUUCAUUUCUGCAUCAGGUGCAGAGCGGUGGUGGCUUUUCUACUUUUGACCCACAGGUGGCGCUGCAGUAUAACAGCAGCACAUCCCAGUCAAAGCCUUUAUAUUCAGUCUAUGAGUCAAACACAUGGAUCAUUUCCUCUGUGACAAACCAGAUGUAACGAGAAGAAAAACAUCUCAGAGAGAAAAGUUCUGUUUCUACUUGUCUCUGCUUUAAUGCUCAAUAAACAUCCUUCCACCGACUUCACUGGAA